CGUGGUUUCCGGUUUCGGUACGGCUGCGAAGGCCCUUCGCACGGGGGGCUGCCGGGAGCAUCCAGCGAGAAGGGGCGCAAGACAUAUCCCACUGUGAAGAUCUGCAACUACACAGGGAUGGCCCGAAUCGAGGUGGACCUGGUGACCCACAGCGACCCUCCACGGGUGCACGCCCACAGCCUCGUGGGCAAGCAGUGCAAUGAGGCCGGCAACUGCAUUAUGACUGUAGGACCCAAGGACAUGACUGCUCAGUUCAACAACCUCGGCGUGCUCCACGUCACCAAGAAGAACAUGAUGGAGAUCAUGAAGGAAAAAUUGAAGCAGCAGAAGAUGCGCAACAGUAGUCAUCUGCUGUCGGAUGCUGACCUGCGUGAGAUCGAGCUGGAGGCGAAGGAGCUGAAGAAGGUGAUGGACUUGAGCAUUGUGCGGUUGCGCUUCACUGCCUACCUUCGUGACAGCAGCGGGAACUUCACGCUGGCCCUGCAGCCUGUCAUCUCGGACCCCAUCCAUGACAGCAAGUCCCCAGGAGCUUCCAACCUGAAGAUUUCGCGAAUGGAUAAGACAGCAGGCUCAGUGCGGGGAGGGGAUGAGGUCUACUUGCUGUGUGAUAAAGUUCAGAAAGAUGACAUUGAGGUUCGUUUCUAUGAGGAUGAUGAGAACGGCUGGCAAGCCUUCGGGGACUUCUCCCCCACGGACGUGCACAAGCAGUAUGCCAUUGUCUUCCGCACGCCCCCGUACCACAAGCCUAAGAUCGACCGCCCCGUCACAGUCUUCCUACAGCUGAAGCGGAAGCGAGGGGGUGACGUGAGCGACUCCAAACAAUUCACCUACUACCCUGUGGUGGAAGAUAAGGAGGAAGUGGAGAGGAAGCGCAAGAAAGUCCUGCCCCAGUUUCCCCAGCACUUUGGUGGGGGCUCACACAUGGGGGGCGCUGGUGGGGGUGCUGGGGGUUUUGGCUCUGGUGGAGGCGGGAACCUGAGCUACCCCUACUCGCCCGGGCUGGCGUACAAUAACAUCUAUUCAUCCGGCCCGCACCCUGUCGGGGGCUACCAGGGCGGCGUGCAGAUGAAGGCCCCCAGCACAGAUGGGGAUGGGGGCGACAGGCAGGUGCCCAUGGAGAGCAUGUACUGCCAGGAGCUGCAGAAACACGCCCAGAUCUGUCACCUGUGGAUGCUGGCGCUGGCCCGUCGCAAUGCCCAUGCCCUGCUCGACUACUCUGUCACUGCUGACCCCCGCAUGCUGCUGGCAGUCCAGAGGCACCUGGCUGCUUCGCAGGAUGAGAAUGGAGACACGCCUUUGCACCUUGCUAUUAUCCAUGAGAAGACAGCUGUGAUCAAGCAGCUGAUCGAGGUCAUUGUUACUAUCCCCAACCAGCAGAUCAUUAACGUGGCCAACAACCUGCAGCAGACACCGCUGCACCUGGCAGUCAUCACCAAGCAGCCCCACGUGGUCCAGCUCCUGCUGCAAGCCCGUGCUGACCCCACCUUGCUGGACCGCUAUGGCAAUUCCCUGCUGCACCUGGCUCUUCAGGCUGGCGAUGAAGAGAUGCUGAGGACGCUGCUAGCCCAUCUGGGCUCAGCUGCCCCUUAUCUGCUCUGUCUGCCUAAUUUCCAUGGCCUCCUACCUGUGCACCUGGCUGUGAAAGCAAAGAGUUUGGCCUGCCUGGACCUUCUGGUCAGGAAGGGAGCGGACGUCAAUGCUGUGGAGAGGCAGGGCGGGAGGACCCCGUUGCACCUGGCUGUGGAGAUGGAGAACCUGAACAUGGCCACCUACCUCGUGAAGAAGCUGGGAGCAGAUGUGAACAGCCGGACCUUUGCUGGGAACACCCCCCUGCACCUGGCUGCUGGCCUGGGCUCCCCCACCCUCGCCAAGCUACUCCUCAAAGCAGGGGCGGAUGUGCUGUGCGAGAACGAUGAGCCAGUGAGUCCAUCGUCGUCAGAAGCAAGCAGCGACACGGAUGCCGAUGCCGAGGAGCAGGAGCUGGGCAUGGAGCUGGAGCAGCCGACCCCCAGCACGGCACGCAGCUUGGACUCUGAUCCCACGGCUGAGCAGGGAUGCGGGGAGGCAGGCCCCAGGCAGCGCCGGUGCCACACACCCUUGGAUCUCACUCGGAGCCAGAAGGUGCGGGAGAUCUUGCUGCAGGCCUCGCAGCAGAGCCCUGAAUGUGAGCUGCCUGCUGCCCCCCGGCCAGGGAACAUCCUGUCCCUAGACAGUGAAACACUGCAGGGCCUGGAGCAGUUGUUGAACCAGGACUGCAGUGGUUCGGACUGGACCGAAUUGGCCAAGAGACUGGGGUUGUGCAGCUUGGUGGAGACCUACAAGGACACAGCUUCACCCAGCAUCAGCCUCCUGCGCAGUUAUGAGCUUGCAGGCGGCAGCCUGGGCGGGCUGCUGGAGGUGCUGGACUCCAUGGGGCUCCACAAGGUCGUGAGGAUGCUGCGCAAAACGGAGACGCUGGAGAAGCUGCAAAGCACAGACUCAGAAGAGCAGAAUAAAAAGUUUUGA
Messenger RNA from Struthio camelus australis, 2505 nucleotides. The record is from RefSeq and is a predicted model, not a curated record. NCBI's taxonomy places the organism in Eukaryota, Metazoa, Chordata, Aves, Struthioniformes, Struthionidae.